UGAUACCAUCUACCGAAGGUAAAAAACAAUUAUAAUAUUUCUGAAUCAUCUUCUUCUUAGUGUAGUCUCCAAAAAGUCGCUCUUCACUAUCACCCAGUAUCCACCCCCAUCCCCACCCUCUCUCCGGGCUCUGCUCCCAAUUCGCCCAUCGGAUCUCCCCCAGACGCUUACUGUAUUUUUCUACUUACCAAUCAGUCCAUGCGUACGCAAUCAUACAUCUACACAAGCAAGGAAGCAGCUCUCGAUCAACCGGAAAGGCUAACCAGAUCUCUCGCUGUCAAAUACCAGCGGUAGUAGCUGUACGCUGAUUGUUGGGUUCUUGCUAUAUCAGUAGAUAGGUAGAUACGUAGGUGCACACUGUCAGAUGGCGUCGCCAGGGAAUCCAACUCCACCAGGCGGAGGUCCCUUUGAUAUGCAUAAGUUAUUCAACCCUUCCACCACUCCGCCGCCUGCCUCUGCUCCCCCCGCGAACCCUAAUCAUCAAAACUUCACCAAUAAUGCUGGUAAUGCUAAUAGUAAUAGUAAUUUGGUUUCAGCCCCUUUCCCACCCCCUUCGGCCUCUUAUCCUCCACCCACCGGCGCAGGCGGCGGGCCAUACUCGUAUUCCCCUCAAACAUCCCCAUUUCAUUACCAUCACCCAGUGUACACCCCGUACUCCAAUCCCUCGCCGCCCCACCAGGAAUUCGCUAACGUGCACCCUCAGAGGUCAAUGUCUUAUCCUACGCCACCGCUCCAACCCCAAGUGCAAACACCUACUUCAUCGCACCAGAACAAUUUUCAAAACCCCCCUAAUCCCCAGAACCCUAAUAACCCCGGGGCUCGAUUGAUGGCGUUGUUGAGUGCGCCACCUUCCACGCUGGAGGUUCCUCAGCAGCCGGCGAUGCCAAUGCCUCAAAUCCACCCCACCUCCUCUUCGGGCUCGGAAUUUUCUGCAGCACAAAACGUGAACAUCUUGCCCUCGGGCUCAGGUCUAGUGAUUUCACAUCAGGGCCCUGUGAUUCGGAUGCCGAGUAGCAAGCUCCCCAAGGGACGGCAUCUGAACGGGGAUCAUCUUGUUUAUGAUAUAGAUGUUAGAUUGCCUGCGGAGUUUCAGCCUCAGCUUGAGGUUACACCCAUUACAAAAUAUGGGUCUGAUCCAGGACUUGUUCUGGGGAGGCAAAUUGCGGUUAACAAGACAUAUAUAUGUUAUGGGCUCAAGUUGGGGGCUAUCCGGGUGCUCAAUAUUAACACUGCCUUGAGAUCCUUGCUUAAGGGUCUAGCUCAGAGGGUCACAGACAUGGCUUUCUUUGCUGAGGAUGUUCACCUUUUGGCGAGUGCAAGUGUUGAUGGCCGGGUUUAUGUGUGGAAGAUCACUGAAGGCCCGGAUGAAGAAGACAAGCCUCAAAUUACUGGAAGGAGUGUUGUUGCCAUUCAAAUUACAGGGGAUGGGGAAUCUGUCCAUCCUAGAGUUUGUUGGCAUUGUCAUAAACAGGAAGUUCUUGUAGUGGGAAUUGGCAAACGUGUUUUGAAGAUUGAUACCACGAAAGUGGGAAAAGGUGAAAAGUUUUCAGCGGAGGAACCCCUCAAAUGUCCCAUUGACAAGUUGAUUGAUGGGAUCCAACUUGUUGGCAGCCAUGAUGGUGAAGUGACUGACCUGUCAAUGUGCCAAUGGAUGACCACUCGCUUGGUAUCUGCUUCAGUGGAUGGAACGAUAAAAAUUUGGGAGGAUCGAAAGGCACUUCCAAUUGCAGUUCUCCGACCACAUGAUAGCCAACCUGUUAAUUCUGUCACCUUUUUGGCUGCUCCCCAUCGUCCGGAUCAUAUCAUUCUUAUCACUGGGGGCCCACUAAACCGGGAAAUUAAAAUAUGGAUAUCAGCAAGUGAAGAAGGUUGGUUGCUUCCCAGUGAUGCGGAAUCAUGGCAUUGUACUCAGACGUUGGAACUAAAAAGUUCAGCGGCUCGAGUGGAGGAAGCUUUCUUCAAUCAAGUAGUGGCCUUGCCGCAAGCUGGCCUUCUCUUAUUAGCAAAUGCCAAGAGGAAUGCUAUAUAUGCCGUGCACUUGGAAUAUGGUCCUAACCCUGCAGCAACGUGCUUCGAUUACAUAGCAGAAUUCACUGUCACUAUGCCUAUACUGAGUUUUACAGGGACAAGCGAAUUACUACCUCAUGGUGAACAAAUUGUUCAAGUGUAUUGUGUCCAGACACAGGCUAUUCAACAGUAUGCGUUGGACUUGUCACAGUGUCUGCCUCCCCCGACGGAAAAUUUAGUCUAUGAGAAGUCAGAUUCUAGUGUCUCACGUGAUGCUGCAAUUGAAGGACUUGCCAGUUUGGAGCCUUCUAGCAGUAAAGUGGCAGAGAUAUCUAUGUCUAGUUCAGCACCCAAAGCAUCUAUACAUGAGAGUGGCUUGGAGAAUGCACCUACAGUUAGAUACCCUGUUAGCGCUGCUGCUGGUGAGUCACCAACCAUACAGGAGUUUCCUUCCUCAAGUAUGGAGAGCAAACCAGUUAAUUCGUCCACAGUUCCUGAUGAUAGUGAUAUGUCUUUUGCUACUUCACCUCCACUCCCUUUGAGUCCCAGGGUGUCCAGAACACUUUCUGGUCGUAGAAAUAGCAACUUUGAGCAUGGUCCUUCAGUUAAUGAUCGUAGUGCAGAACAGAAAAUGGUUGAAUAUUCAGUUGAUAGACAAAUGGAUACUAUUCAUACUAAUUUGUCUGAUGUUGCUUCAUUGAAUGAUGAUUCAAGGAAUGAUGACAAUAAACUUUCUCAAGAUGAUAUUCCCAUGGCCCUCAACCAUCCGAUUAAGUUCAAGCAUCCCACUCAUUUGGUAACUCCUGCUGAGAUAUUGAUGGCUAGUUCGUCCUCUGAGGCGAACCACACAAAUGAGCCCUUAAGUGAGAGUGAACUGAGUAUCCAAGAUGUGGUAAUUAGCAAUGAUACAAGAAACAUUGAGGUAGAGGUCAAAGUUGUGGGUGAAACAAGAUUCAGUCAAAAUAACGAUAUUGGGUCUCGAGAAGAACUUCACACGGGUGUAUCAGAUAAUAAGGAAAAAUCAUUUUGCUCACAAGCCUCUGAUCUUGGAAUGGAGAUGGCUCGAAAAUGUCGUGCCUUAUUGCCUGAAACUUAUACUGUGGAGGAAGCUAGGCAGUUUAGUGGGGCUGCUGGAACUGAUGCAGAUACCCAAUCCUCUACUAUAGUAGAAAAUGAAGUGAGUGACUCUGAUAAGGAUGUUACCAGGAAGGUUGUUGAUUCUACAACUUCUGUGGCAGCUCAACAACCUGCCCCAAGUACAAAAGGCAAAAAGCAGAAGGGAAAGAAUGCUCAAGGAUCAGGACCAUCUUCACCAUCACGCAGUGCUUUCAAUUCUACAGAUUCUUCUGUUGAACCAGGCAUUAGCUCUAGUAUUCCUCCUAUAGAAACCGCUGUUUCACAAAUUUUUUCCAUGCAAGAGAUGAUGACUCAGCUUGUGACUAUGCAAAAAGAAAUGCAGAAGCAGAUAGGAUCAAUGGUUGCUGUCCCAGUUUCCAAAGAAAGCAAAAGACUUGAGGCAGCUUUAGGACGGAGUGUGGAGAAGGCUGUCAAAACUAAUUCUGAUGCUUUGUGGGCUCGUUUCCAAGAAGAGAAUGCAAAACAGGAAAAGGCAGCAAAGGAGCGGAUGCAGCAACUGACAAAUAUGAUCAGCAAUAGCUUAAACAAAGACUUGCCUGCUAUUAUAGAGAAAACUGUCAAGAGAGAACUGACCACACUUGGGCCAUCCGUGGCACGAACGAUCACUCCCACCAUUGAAAAAACAAUAUCUACUUCCAUCGUAGAGAGCUUCCAGAAAGGGGUUGGUGAUAAAGCUGUUAAUCAACUGGAGAAAUCAGUCAGCUCAAAACUUGAAGCCACAGUUGCUAGACAAAUCCAAGCUCAAUUUCAAACUUCUGGCAAGCAAGCCCUACAGGAAACCCUGAAAUCAAGUUUGGAAGUUUCUGUGGUCCCUGCAUUUGAGAUGUCAUGUAGGACCAUGUUUGAGCAGGUUGAUGCCACAUUUCAGAAAGGAAUGGUUGAGCAUACAACAGCAGCUCAGCAACAAUUUGAGGCGGCACAUUCACCAUUGGCACUUGCAUUACGGGAUGCUAUAAAUUCAGCAUCAUCAAUGACACAAACUUUGAGCAGUGAGUUGCUUGAUGGCCAAAGGAAACUAUUAGCUCUUGCCGUCGCAGGAGCAAAUUCUAAAGCACCAAAUCCAUUGAUUAGUCAACUAAGUAAUGGUCCUCUGGCUGGUCUCCAUGAGAAGCUCGAGGUACCUCUUGACCCAACAAAAGAGCUAUCUAGAUUGAUAGCCGAGCGUAAAUAUGAGGAGGCUUUCACUGCUGCCCUGCAAAGGAGUGAUGUUGCUAUUGUAUCAUGGUUGUGCUCUCAGGUUGAUUUACCUGGAAUUCUGUCGAUGAAUCCCCUACCUUUGAGCCAAGGUGUACUCCUCUCUCUUCUACAACAGUUGGCUUGUGAUAUCAGCAAAGAGACCUCUCGGAAAUUAACAUGGAUGAGGGAGGUUCUAUCUGCUAUAAAUCCAACUGACCCAAUGAUUGUAGUGCAUGUGCGCCCCAUCUUUGAGCAAGUUUAUCAAAUAUUGAAUCACCAUCGCAGCCUUCCAACCACAAGCGGUGCUGAACUUUCCAACAUUCGCUUGAUCAUGCAUGUCAUCAACUCCAUGCUUAUGAGCUCUAAGUGAUUCCAGUUAAAAGAAUAACAGGGUCGAUGGAAGGUUUAAAUAUAACUAUAUAGAAGUGAGGAUGUGCAGAGCUGAAACUGUAGCUGUCUUUCCCAUUCUUAUCAGAGGGUGGAAAUAUGUUUAGAGGUCUGGGCGAACUUCAAUUUUCCCAUAUUUAAGUUAUUUGAUGGGACAUCUCUUGUUUAUAUGCAAUUUUGUAUGUUAAAACUUUCCUUUAGCAGGGAUAUUUGUGUUUGUGUUAAAUUAAAUAUCUUGGGUUACAAGUUGCAAGUUGCAACUAGAA
Molecule: messenger RNA, 4973 nt
Organism: Sesamum indicum (sesame)
Lineage: Eukaryota; Viridiplantae; Streptophyta; Magnoliopsida; Lamiales; Pedaliaceae
Product: enhancer of mRNA-decapping protein 4
Biological process (GO): deadenylation-independent decapping of nuclear-transcribed mRNA
Cellular component (GO): P-body
Molecular function (GO): protein binding
Source: RefSeq, a predicted model, not a curated record